AUGUCUCUAUUUGGCGAUUCUCCUCCAGGCCGUUCUCGCUCUUCGCUCUUCGCGGACGAGGAAUUCGAGUCCGCACCCGGCUCGCUGUUCGACUCCGGUGCUGAUGCCUGGCACUCGGCUGGGCUUCCCGCUGCCCGGCGCGGUGCUCCUCCUGCGGACAUUUCAAAGACGCUGCUCACAAAGGAGAAUGCGAAUAUUCCCGAGAGAUACGAUUUCCUCUACGAGUCGUUUUUGGAUCAAUUUAGAAAUCUCGAUGGGGGUGGGGUUAGCUUGGCUGGUGUUAAGCAGGUGCUCAAGGAAGCUGACGCCGAUGGGUAUGGCAUCGAGGACAAAAUUUUGGGCAUUUUGAUGAAGGGCGGGAAGCGGGGUAUCGGUCGUGAGGAGUUUUACGUUUUGUUGGCGUUGGUUGGAUUGGAGCAGCAGGGUGAAGAGGUCACUAUCGAUGGGGUGGACGACUUGAGGAGGAGUGAGUUAUUAUCCCUUGUAGGCCGGUGGUGGUGGUAGCGAGGGAAGAAUAGAGUGCCAUGUUGACAUGUGCACUUAGAUUUGCCCGUACCAGACUUGGCCAAGUCUCGCCGUCCCCACCCCUCAAAGGCCAUCGAGACCCCAACCACUUCUAUUGCGUCCUCGAUCAACCAGUCCGCUCCUCCCCCCCCCCCACACCACUCACAAUCGGCCCAGGAUCUCCCCACCUCAAGCACGCCCGUUAAGGUUGUCCAUCGCCAACAAUCCACUCCUAUAAGCACUGCUCCAACCCGCCCGAGAAACGCGGCUGGCAUAUUUGGCGCUGAAUCGGAUCCGUGGGGGGGCCCUGAGAUGCACGAGAACCACGACCACGCCAACCAACAGGAUAAUCGAGUAGCUAUUAUGGAUAACGGUGGAAACAACCACCAGCCGACCCCUCCUGCCGAGAGAAAUACUUUUGAAUAUACACCAUCUGCAUCUACGCUUGGAAUGCCGCCUACGGAUCCUUCGCUUGAUAGGAAUCACUCCGCUUAUUCUCACGCUCCCCAGACCAUACAGCGCAUUGGUGGCGAGGAUCAUGAACCCGAUGAUAUCCAUUCUGCCCUUAGACAGAGCGAUACAAGCCGGACAUCCGCUUCAUCAUGGGGGGUUUACGAUGGUCCUCAGAGGCAGGGCUCGUUUGGCGGGAGCACAUAUAACCAAUCUGCUGUUUUCGGGGAGCCGAAUCCUGGAACGGGACAGAGGCAUGGCUCGUUCGGUGGCCUGGGUGGGAAUAGUCUGAAUGGUUCUGUGCCUACUAUCACCGGGUCUGAUGGUGGUGGGCUGGGCAGGAUGAGGGUCCCGAGGGGCCCGGAGGAGGUCGUAACUGUGACUGUGCUGCCAGAGAUGGAGGGGAUGUUUAUGUUCCAGCAUCGUAAUUACCAAAUCGCAAGUGCGAGGAGACAGAGUAGGGUCGUUAGGCGAUAUAGUGACUUUGUUUGGUAACUCGCCAUUUACGGUUUUCUGGGAGAUUGUCUAAUGCCCACGCAGGUUAUUGGAUUGCCUUCAUAAACGAUUCCCGUUUCGGCAGCUACCUCUAUUGCCCCCUAAGCGAUUGGCUGGUAAGUUCCAAUUCUCUCUAGAUUUUGUUUGUGGAUCUGUCUGUGGUUUCAAGUCGAAGCGGAAAUAACCUUAUUCACCGGAUCACGUAGUUAAUGGGCACUAUCUCUCAGCCGAUGCGGCGUUUCUGGAGCGCCGCAGGAGAGGACUAUCCAGAUUUGCCAAUGCACUUGUCCGUCACCCGGUGCUGUCACAGGAGCAACUUGUGAUUAUGUUUUUGACGGUUCCCACGGUAUGUACCCUUACAGUCACCACCAAUGUCGCUUGCUAUGGUGAUUGGCGAAAAAUCAUUAGCGUGCUAAAGAAAUAAGCAACAGGAGCUGUCCGUUUGGCGGAAGCAGGCGAACCUUUCGGUCCAGGAGGAGUUUUCUGGAAAGGCCCUUCCUCCUGGACUCGAGGAGCGUCUGCCACAAACUCUUGAGAACACGUUCGAUAUGGUUCGCAGUGGGCUGCGCAAGUCCUCCGAGAUUUAUAUCCAGCUGUGCAAUCUCGUCGAACGUCUUGAGAAACGCCAAGAGGGCGUUGCGGCGGAUUACAUGAGGCUCUCUGGCGCCCUUCGCUCUCUGACCGAUGUUUCCGAAGCUACUUAUGCCGUCGACACGAGCGAAAUCCCGCUGCUUAACGACGGACUGACAGCGGUUGCCAAACACCUUUCACAAUCACAAUCCCUGAUCGAAGACGAGACAAAGGCCUGGGACCAAGGCGUCCUCGAGGACCUCAAGCGUCAACGUGACUGCCUCGUUAGCAUGCGUGAACUCUUCGAACGCAAGGACCGCUACGCAGUAAACAACAUCCCGCAGCUCGAGCGGAGAAUCAAGCAGAAUGAGGCUAAGCUCGAAACUAUCCGCCACCGUGUGGAACCUGCAAGGCCCGGAGAAGAGGAGAGGGUGCAGGAGAGUAUUAGUAGAGACAAGAAGAGCAUCGUGGACCAGCAUGCUAGAGGAGUCCUAAUCAAGGAAUGCAUCAGGGAUGAAUUGAUUUAUUUCCAGAACAGCCAGUAUCAUGUUGCUAGGUUUGUUCCCUUCUCCUUCCCACCUCCUUUUUAGUCACGGAGAGCAUAGCUGAUAAUGAUCGCAACAGAUUGCACCAAGACUGGAGCCAAGAGCGUGUGAAGUACUCUGAACUACAUGCGGAUAACUGGAGGUCACUCUGUAAUGAAGUUGAGGGGAUGCCACUGGGGGAAUAGCCUUGCGUUAGCCCUUUAAUUUGUUUCCAUAAUAUUUCCCUUUGUUCUUUCCUUUUUUUGAUCCUCUUUCCCCUUGCACCUUUUUCCUAUUUCACAUUCGCUUGCAUGUUCACGAUGUUCCUGCACCCUAAUGUUCUGAUGCGGUUUGUCUAGCCAGUACGAGACCACUAAAAGUUGAAGCGGAGGUUACAAUGUGAUAAUACUAAUGUCGUUAUGGCGUGAUAUCCCUUGCUGGUCCGUGGGUUCCGAUUUAUCGUCCGCCAGCGAUGCGUAAGGAACGAUUCACGUAUCGUAUGAUAGCGGUAUUGGCGUGUUGUAAAGUGAGUUAGGCUACCGGUAUGCGGCUCUGUGCGGCUCUGCGGGUUAGGGUUGGUGCUCCCGCAGAUGCCACCGGGCAUCAUACCGACACGGCAGGAGGCGGUGCUUUUUGGUGGCACCUACCGGUAUUAAGGGUGUCAUAGCUGGGUUCCUGCUGUGAUUGAGUCUUGACGUCCGAUGAUGGGAUGGGGACUGAAGACUGGAGUUGAGGCUCCGGCGCGGUGUUGCGGGAGUACUGUAAGAGUAGACUCCAUGCAGGCUUAUGUUACCCUACCAUACAAUUGUCUUGCAUGAUAAUUAUGAUAAGUUGUAUGUGCGGCUUGUGUUUUUAGGGUUUGUGUCAUACCAGCAGGCCCUGAGUGACAGGAGUAUGGUGCAAAGCGUCUAUAGCCUGUACCAUGUGGAUGUACCCAUGUAAUGCCUGUAUAUUUAGUAAGGGCAAAGGGUUCUAAAUCUGGUUAAUGGAUUUUGAAGGGAGAGAAUUCAACUUCAGUUCUGAUUGUGGGUUUUUUGUAAUUAUUUUCAACUUAAUGUUGGAUAUAUA
This is a messenger RNA of Tuber aestivum (summer truffle), 3611 nucleotides long. The record is from the annotation of a GenBank genome assembly. NCBI's taxonomy places the organism in Eukaryota, Fungi, Ascomycota, Pezizomycetes, Pezizales, Tuberaceae.